Messenger RNA from Malaya genurostris, 5679 nucleotides. RefSeq names its product titin (gene ana1). The transcript has 5 exons. The record is from RefSeq and is a predicted model, not a curated record. The coding region runs from base 259 to 5307 and encodes 1682 amino acids. NCBI's taxonomy places the organism in Eukaryota, Metazoa, Arthropoda, Insecta, Diptera, Culicidae.
UUCCAGAAGAGCCAGACCAGCGGCUAAUAAGAAAGUCACACCAAAAGAGAUGUGAGAAAAUUCGUUCAAAGCGGAGAAGAUGAAAUGAAAAAAAAGCAUAAUGUUGUUACGAAACUGUCAUCCGUCUGACCGUUUGAAUGUGCCUUCGCUGUAAUUUUAGUGAUCAAAAUCGAGCUAAUUCGUCGAAUUGGUUAUAUAUUUUGUAACGAUAUUUUGUGUAACGUAAUAAAUAUGGUGUCAAUUGUGUUCCUGUGAAGAAUGUCCGUCAAUAUUACGGUGCAUGCCAAAGGGCAACCGACGCCGUCGUCAGUAACAGCAAACUGUAAUCUUUUCUCAAGCCUUGAUAGUGUUCGCCAAUCAGAUAAUCAAAGGAGAAGGAAAGAACGUUUAGAACAGGUACGUCAACAGUCCAAAGAACUUGCUGCAAAAGUUCGAAAAAACUUUCAAGCGGCUAAAACUAAACAGCUAGCUUAUAUACAAAAGGUCAAACAGGACGAACUCAAUAACUGGAAACGGAAACACAUUGCUAAAUUGCAAGCUGAUUAUCAAAACUGCCUAGAAGAUGUUGGUGAAGCUCACAAAGCGGCAGAGGCAGCCGAACAAUGCGAAAUUUGGUUUCAGGAAAGAAAGGCCGCCCAGCAAGCUGCAGCUCUCAUGCGUGGAAAACAGGCCGAAUCGAAGCUUGCUGGAGAAAUUCAGGAACGUGAGAAUAAAAAGCCGAAAAAGAAAAAGGAGUAUAAGCCGUCUAAAUCCGUCGGAGUUCAAGUUUCCGGGAUUGAAAAGGAGAAGAAAGAAGAAACUGAUGGUCUAGCAGACGAAAGUAUUUCAUCUGCAAACACAUUGAGCGCUUUUGAGCAAUUCAAAAAAGCUGGUAAAUCGAAAUCCUUACCCGGCGCAGAAAGUCACAGCAGGCACCUGUCACCGGAUUUCAUAUCGUCUGAUGACGAAUUACUAGCUUCAGGUAAAAAUAAAGAAAAUAUCCCCGUCUAUAACAUGCCAUCAAAGAAGGGGAUAGAAACUUUAUAUUACAACGCGAACUCGUUCACCUCACCGGACACAUUACACAAUUUACCUCCUCAAACUACACAAUCUGCCAAGGUUCCUGCGUUGAAACCUUUCACACAAGUAUCCGAAUUCAUCAAAAAGCGUCGAGAGGAUCGAUCACACAAACAUCAGCCACAACCGAUGGCAUCACAUCAGACUGUGAAAGAUCCGGGCAGUUACUCUUCGCAGAAAAAUGUUCAAUUCGAUGAUUACAGUGAAAAUACGCUUUCUUUUCCCACGAGUACAGCACUGGAUCGAUCGAUUCUGGACUCGCCUCGUAAGCCGGUUCGCAAGUUGGUAGAACAACCGAAAGCACUGCCAACGGUUGGCACUAGAAGUGCCGCUCCAAUUCCACCGUCGAAAACAAAAAGCUCACUGCUGGUCAGUCCGUCCAAGCAAUCGAGUGCCACCACCGCCAGCACUAAGGUACAGUACUACGACUAUAAUACCAAGUAUCGGAAGGAAUAUGAUCAGCCGGAUUCGAUUGUGCACCGGAACGAUAAGUCUGCGGGCGAACCGAACGCAAUGCAAGAAGCCAACCGACUGGAGCGGUUACAAAAUGAAAUGCUUAACGCGAGAAGACAACCAGCGAUCGCAGAUCGUUCGAAGCUGGCUCUUGAAAAAUUGCAAACUCGAAAGGAUUACGAGAACCUUAAGGCCGAACUAGACAAAUUGGUUAAGGCUGAAAGUCAAGUUAAAGGGCUUGAUUUGACAAAGAAACCUCUUUUGACGGAAGCUCAGCAUCGAAAGCAAAACGAAACCCGACAGAAACGUAUGAACGAAGCCGUCGAAGAUUUGACCAAACGACGCGUUCUGAUCACCUGUCCAAGAGUUCGAGAUCCUCCCAGACACGUUCCGCAACCAAGCCAACCGUCUCAAAUUAAUGUGGCUGCAGGGCGGACCGAUGCCGUCACUUUACCAGGCGAUGAUUCUCUGAUUCGUGCAACCAAUAGUUCGGAUAGUUGCAGUUCUAUUUUACUUGGGAAUGAUCCAUGCCUGGUGAGAGCGAACAUUUCAGUUCCAGCGGAAAAGGAACCGGAUAAGGUGGCGCAGUUGAAGGAACUACUGGAGAAAAUUAAUGAACAGAAAAAGCUGCUGACGGAAGAACUUAGAAAGGAAGAAGAAAUAGACCGGGUACUAAAAGUUCCCGAAAAGAGUUUGAAGUCUACCAAAAGUCAAACUGAUAACGGUAUUUUGAACUUGCAAAAACGUCAGAAACAACUGGACGAGCAGCAGCAGGAACUAAAACGGAAGGAAAAGGAAAUUCGAGAACUUGAAAAACAAUUGAAGGAAAAAUUAAAUCGAUUGGAAAGAGAUAAAUUGAAACCGACAUUGCCUGUUCAAGUAGAGACGCAUGGAGUAGCGAAGGGCGAUGUACAGACGGUCCCGGAUUUAUCGUCAAGCGAUUCAAACGGUAGUUUCCAAUCUGGUUCGGAGAUACCCGUCAAAAUUGUUAUCACUCUGAACGAUAAAAUGCAAAAGAAAGUGAAAAAGACUCCGAAAAAAGUCGUUUCUGAAGUUCGGAAAAGAAAAAAAGCCAAGGAUGCUGCGAACCCUCCUCUGGAAGCUCCUGAAUGCCAACCGAAAGUUCCAACCGAAGCGAAGGUAUCUCGACCUUCACCGAAAAAAGUUAUUCCACCAUCCAAAGCUCUACCGGAACCGGACCAAUCACCUAUUAGUUCAACCACCUCAACUGUAUACCGGCAGCCACCAGCGAAGAUUGAAAACCGCAUGAGUCAAUUAUUGAAACAAAUUGAUCAAAAACAAACCACCGCUGACAAGAUUCCUAUUCCGAAACCACCGUCUGCAAAGGUUAUUCCGAAGCAUCAGCUGAGAAAAGAAACCACUCCUGCUCUAGUGCCGCCUGGUAGACAGAACUUGGAUCCCGUGUUGAUGCAAUACAUUGUUCGCCUGCUAGGAAUGUCCCGCCAGUCAAUCGAUCAACUGGGCGUUAGCUCAUCGACGACAAUUUCUACACCUCACGAUUCGGUUGUCAACGUCAGUGAGAAUCAGUCUAGCGCCGAAGAUGACGUCCUUAAAGAUCAGUCGCGAUUGGAUAAAUUACGGAAAUUCAUCAAUGAAAAUUACAACUUUUUGAAUGAAAUCGACGAGACGUUGAAGGAACAGGAACUGAAUGGCACAUUGGACGAGAACAUCAGUCGAGUGGGUGACAUUUGGAUGAGAACACUGAGCCGAAAGGAAAACGAAAUUCGUCAGAAGAAAAUCUCACAAACCAAAACGUCAGAUAGUGUCAGGCAACCGGCAGUGCAACAGUCGCCACCGGUAAAGGAAAGUUCACUAAAAUCGAUACUUAAGUCUCCCAAGAGAACUCCCGAUGCCAAGGUGGCAAAGAUUAUCACCCCACAGGGACACGUUGAGAUCAUCAAUUUGAGCGAUCGAGAGGAGCAGGAAGUGUUGGAAAAAUAUGCCCAACUUACCGAAAAUUGCAGUAAACGCAUCAGCGAACUAUCGGACAUGAUUCAGAAGGUACGCGAAGAAAAGAAAAAAUUGAUUGAGAACAGCUUGUCUUCUAGCGAACAGCAAGAAUCUACUAAAUAUAUGGACAUACCGCAACCUUUGAUGGGUGCAUCGAUUCAACGGGACAAUAACCUAGUUCCUCCCAAGACCCCGCUCGAGACGAGUCCUCAAUCGACAAGAGACGAUCCGGUCAGUGAGGAAAUCAAUGCCAUUUUUAUCGCUUCACGGCAGAUUGGGCUCAGCAAAGACAGCGGAAUUGCGAUGUCACGACCGGUGACCUCGUCCGAUUUUCGUGACAGUCCGGAUGCACGGCCACAGAAUGCUGUAGUGCAACAGCUUGAACCGGCGAAAGAUUUUGGUGUGCAAGAUACGGCGACAACUGCACCGGUAUCGUUCGAACCUGUCUUGAAGGAUAUUCCCAAGGUCACCCCUCGCAUUAUUGAAUCUAAGAACGGCGGGGGCACACAACAGGUAGUCCAAGUUCACGCGGCAAAAGAUCCAGCUCCCAGCAAACGCACCAAACCUCCGGUUGCCAUUACCCGAUACAGUCCGCAGCUGGAUGAAGCGGCAACGGCUCACGAGUUGUCUACGAUUCUAGAGGUGGAAACUCCGAUGGCAUCGAGAGCAAAUAUUUCGAUUCCUCCCAGCGACAAACUGGAUCCAGCCGAUCGAUUGCUGGUGGAAGCCCGUGAUAAACUAUUGGAACACGCUCGUGCUUUAGGAUACGAAGGAUUCCCGAACUACGACGAAUACGUGCACCAAAAGAAACUGGAAGGUGCACAGUUCGACCCGGAGAAGACUAACUUCUCACGUGUGAACGAGCUGUUGGAGAUGACCGAUAAAAGUGAACAGUUACGAUACCAGAAGUACUUGGAUCCCGCUCCGGAGAUAAAUGUAACCGAGGAAACUCUCAAGGGCGAUACCAGUGUUAACAAACAGUCAGAACAGGCGAGUAAUUCUAGCUCCAGUGCGUCUCUGCCGGAUGUAAUAGCUGAAUUAAAACUGCGUAACAUAAUCGAUAAAUCGUUUAACAAUUCACUCGACGAUUCUAACCGAUCUACACCUGAUUCCGGAUCAAUAGAAAUCUUUCAACCAGUCCCAGUCGUUGAAAAGUCACCAACGAAAAGAAAACAUUACCGGAAACCGGAUGAUACCGGUGAAUCAACAGUUCAAAAAACGGAUUCACUAGAGAGAGAUCUAAACCAACUAGGACUUCGUUGGGCUUCCUCAAUGCUGAAGAAAAAUCAAGAAGUCUUACAGCAAGAUCACUCUAGCAGUUCCUCUCUGUCGCUGGUGGAAGACAUUCGUCGGGGGUCAGAAAGAAAACAAACAUCUUCUAUCAGGGAGCAGCGGGAUUCUCAGCCCAUAUCCGGUAAACCACUGAACCUGAAAGAAUUCAUCGCCCGCGAGCUAAUGAUCCGUACACAUUCCGAUCUGAACUCGCUCUCUGAUUCGUCCAGCCCAUGCAGUCUGUUGCUGAAAUCUCUUCUGGACAUUAGUCACAUCAAUACUUCGACACCGGAACUGCUGACACAAACAACAACGGAUAAGAAUGUCCAGCGCACGUCGACUCCGGUGGCAUCGAAAUCAUCAUCCAGCUCAUCACGCCUGGCCGAAAGAACCAGGGAACCCAGCCUCAGCGCUGCCGUUGGUUUGUUCUCGGGUGAGUCGAGAAUAUCGUCCGUUCACAUGAGUUCCUCAUCCGGCGGAGAACUGACCGUUUCAAAUGCUAAGCUCAAUUUAGACAGGCUUGAGAAAGGUGAAAAGAAAACGCAACCGUCGUAAGGAUGUGAACCCGCUCGGCAUUCAGCAUUUAAUUGUUAAUAUUUUCGUUAAAAACAGCAGGACGUUAAAUAGUGUUUUCGACCGCAAUCCAGUGCCUUGUGGAAAGUUUUAUCAAAUAUAAUCAUAUCUGACAAUGUUAUUUUAUAAAUAUACCCAAAUGUGUUAGAUAUACGUUUUAACUCUUCAAUGAGACGCUCACAAUCAAUGGUGAAAGGGAAGACUUCUUAUUAGUUACAUAAGUAUUGAUCGCUAGUUUAUAAGAUGAUGAUUUGAAGAGUGCUGACAAUUUUUAUUUAAGUUAUACGUAAGCUGACUUGUUGGACUGUUCCGAUAUGCAACUGUUUAAACAGAAAUAAAUGCCUGUAGUCACAA